GUGCCCCUGGCAAAGUGGGGGCCUGGUCUUUCUGCAAUCCCAGCCCUGCUUGGACACCCAUUACAGCAAUGAGCACAGCGCAUCUGACUUUCUGCCUUGUCUCUCACGCUUCUCAACACGGACGCACUUGGACGAACAGCUGAUAGGAGUUUAUUUUGUGAAGCUGUGACCAGUUUUCCAGUAGACCAUGAGCUUGCUGAGGGGAGGAGCCUGCCUGUCCUUGAUCCUUGUUUCUGUGGGGUCUAUCCCAGUGCCUGGCACAGCCGCUUUGGAGAUGGAAGGAAUAGAGGGAGAGCAGAUCCUCAAACAUAGCCUGCAUCUCUCCCUGCUUCCCUCCCACUCUUCAGUUUUCCAGCCAGAGGCAUUUGCUCUAAGGCCCAGGCUGUGGCCCACCUAUCACUGCUACCCAAGUAGUACAGGAAGAGGAAAUUUGAAGAGGAAAAGAGGGACCGGGAAUGGGGAUACACCAAGAAAAGACCAUGUGAAGACAUGGCGAGAAGACAGCCAGCUGCAAGCCAAGGAGCGAGGCCUCAGAAGAAACCAACCCUGUCAACACCUUGACCUUGGACUUCCAGUCUCCAAAAUUAUGCGAAAAUAAAUUCCUGUUGUUUAA
This is a messenger RNA of Cercocebus atys (sooty mangabey), 613 nucleotides long. RefSeq lists its product as uncharacterized. Lineage: Eukaryota; Metazoa; Chordata; Mammalia; Primates; Cercopithecidae. The record is from RefSeq and is a predicted model, not a curated record. Bases 188 to 598 code for a protein of 136 amino acids. The transcript has 4 exons.